Molecule: messenger RNA, 2190 nt
Organism: Panthera uncia (snow leopard)
Lineage: Eukaryota; Metazoa; Chordata; Mammalia; Carnivora; Felidae
Gene: RCOR2
Product: REST corepressor 2
Exons: 11
Coding region: 507-1940 (477 amino acids)
Biological process (GO): negative regulation of DNA-templated transcription; regulation of transcription by RNA polymerase II
Cellular component (GO): histone deacetylase complex; transcription regulator complex
Molecular function (GO): transcription corepressor activity
Source: RefSeq, a predicted model, not a curated record
CCCGCCGCCUGCCGUCGCGGGCAGGGGUCUGGUCGGGACGGGGGUCCCCGCCUGGGGACUGGGGCAUCCCGGUGCAGCCGGGAGGCGUGCAGCCCGCGGGGGGCGCCACUUGCGCCGCAGCGCCCGCCCGCUCAACUGCGUGGGCGGGAGGGCGGUGGGGCUCGGAGGCGCCCCAGAAGCCGGGCGCCCCGACUUCGAGGGAGCCCCAAUCCCGUGGAGCGUACAGAGCGAGCGCGCCCCAGCCGCACCGGACCUUGCGCUCAUCCCCCGCGUACCCCACUUCUGCACAAACUUUUCUGACGCCCUCGCCCGUGGGGGUCGCGGCGAGCGCUGAGCUGUCCGCAGGGCUCCCGCCCCGCCGGACCCUAGCCACGCUGACCUCCUGCCUCUCGUAGCCUCAGUGGCGACCUCUCCAGGCCGGGCCGGGCACGGCACUCGAGGCGAGCGCGGCAACCACCGCGGCUCUCCGAAGGCUCCCGCGCCCCCCGGGGCAGCUGGGCGGGGUAAUGCCCUCCGUGAUGGAGAAGCCGAGCGCGGGCUCCGGGAUCCUGUCCCGCAGCCGGGCCAAGACGGCGCCCAACGGCGGGCAGCCGCACUCGGAGGAUGACAGCAGCGAGGAGGAGCACUCGCACGACAGCAUGAUCCGCGUUGGAACCAAUUACCAGGCCGUAAUUCCGGAGUGCAAGCCUGAGAGCCCUGCACGCUACAGCAACAAGGAACUGAAGGGGAUGCUGGUGUGGUCGCCCAACCACUGCGUGUCAGAUGCCAAACUUGACAAGUACAUUGCGAUGGCCAAGGAGAAGCACGGCUACAACAUUGAGCAGGCGCUGGGCAUGCUCUUGUGGCAUAAGCACGAUGUAGAGAAGUCACUGGCCGACCUGGCCAACUUCACCCCGUUCCCUGACGAGUGGACUGUGGAGGACAAGGUGCUGUUUGAACAGGCCUUUGGCUUCCAUGGCAAAUGCUUCCAGCGGAUCCAGCAGAUGCUGCCUGACAAGCUGAUCCCUAGUCUGGUAAAGUAUUACUAUUCGUGGAAGAAGACCCGCAGCCGGACCAGCGUGAUGGACAGACAGGCUCGGCGGCUGGGGGGCCGAAAAGACAAAGAAGACAGUGAUGAGCUUGAAGAGGGACGAGGAGCCGUGAGUGAGGGGGAGCCAGAUGCUGGAGACCCCAAGAGAGAGCCUCUGCCCUCUCGGCCCCUGAAUACCCGCCCAGGCCCUGGGAAGAAGGAGGCCCAGGGGUCUCAGUACCGCCACCACCCGCUGCGAACCCGGCGUCGCCCACCCAAGGGCAUGUACCUGAGCCCCGAGGGCCUCACCGCUGUGUCAGGAAGCCCAGACCUUGCCAACCUCACGCUUCGAGGCCUCGACUCGCAGCUCAUCUCCCUCAAGCGCCAGGUGCAAAGCAUGAAGCAGACCAAUAGCGGCCUCCGCCAGGCGCUGGAGGGUGGCAUCGAUCCACUGCGCCCCCCUGAGGCCAACACCAAGUUCAACUCCCGCUGGACCACGGAUGAGCAGCUCUUGGCUGUGCAAGGUGCAGAUCACGUCCGUGUCGACAUCCGUGCCCCGAUCGCUACCUCCCGUGCCGCCCCCUCCUCCGCCUCCCACCUCGCUGUCCCAGCCGCCCCCGCUGCUGAGGCCACCUCUGCCUACGGCUCCCACUCUGCUCCGCCAGCCACCCCCGCUCCAGCAGGGCCGUUUCCUCCAGCCCCGGCUGGCCCCCAACCAGCCCCCACCACCUCUCAUCCGCCCGGCUCUGGCUGCCUCCCGCCACAGUGCCCGCCCCGGCCCUCAGCCCCCACCCACCCUGAUUGGAGCCCCGCUGGAGCCUCCGGCACCGUCACUCUGAGCCCUGCGGCCCUCCACCCGCCAGAGGCUCCAGAACCCCGUGGCUGGCCGUCCUCGGACACCUCUGGCUUCACCGAGGACAGAAGGGACUAGAGCCCUUGGCCAGGUCUUUCGAAGACCCGGAGCUGCCAGUGGGCACAGUCUGGACCUCUGGGUUCUGCACUUGUUUCUGGCAGCUGAGGCUCCACCCCCCCACCCGAGCCUGGGGCGGGGACUCGGGGGCCUUCUGAACUGGCCUGGGGGUACUUUUCUCUUCCUGGCUGGGGCUGGAAUGGCUGCCUCCUAGUCUGCUGGGGCUGGGCCUUUGGGCCUUGGCCUUCGUGUAGAGGGGGUAGUGACCUUA